AUGGAUCAAGAAUCAAGAAUCUUAGAACCAUUAACAAAUUUUGUUGAAGAAGGUGGAAAUUUUGCAUUAUUAUUAAAUUACCCCAAUGGAAUGAUUAAAUUUCAUUCAAGUGAUGCAUUUAAUUCAUAUAUUGAUGUAUUUAGAAGAGAAUUAAAUCCAAAUUCAUCAACACCAAUACCAAACCCAGAUCAGCAUCAACAACAACAUCAACAACAACAGUCAUCUACUUCAAGAUCAGAUCAAUUCUUAAAUACUUUGAACAGGGCAUUAGAAGAACCAACAUUUGAAUUACAUUUAUCUUCAGAAACUGAAUUACAUAACCAUUUAAGAACAUGUUUCCGUGAAUUACAACAAUUAUCAUGUAAAGCCAUUGCCAAAGCAUGGAUCAAGACAAUUGAGCCCAAAAAGCAAACUCGUUAUCCAUAUAAUAAAGGUGAAUCAACAAAACCACCAUGGUGGCCUUCCAAGAUCCGUCAUUGUGAACCAGAUCAUUUAAUCAAGAGUGAAAGAAUUGAUUUAUUAGUUUCAAUUUCUAGAAAUUCUGAAAAAUCAUUACAAAAAUUAAAAGAAUCAACAAAUAGAAUAUCAUCAUUAAAUGAAUAUAAAUUAAAAAUUCUUGAUGAAAUUUAUUUUGUUGUGGGGAAAUUUUCACAAAAUUCUAAUGAUUCAAUUAUUGUUAGUGAUUUUGAGAAUGGAAUUCGUUCACAUAAAAAAAAAUUAUUUAAACCAAAUCCAAAAAAUCAAUUGAUUGAUCAAAGUUUUUUCUCAAAUAAUAACUCUAUUAAUGAAGAGGAUGAUGAUAGUGAAACUUCAGGUUCAAUAACACCAAAUCAAUUAUCAUUAAUCCCAAAUCCUCCAGCUGAUCAUCAUCAACAAAACCCAAAUUUUUUAUCAUCACCAAUUCAAACAAAUCAUGAAUUUACAAAAUUCAUUUCAGAGAAUUCAACUUCUACUACACAUCCAGAACAAUUCCUAAAUGGAUAUCCAAUUAAUUUAAAUUUCCAAUCACAAGAAUCAGGAACAUCAGGAACAUCUCAAGAUAAUGAUGAACAAUUCUCUCAAGGGAAUUCAAUAGUAAGUGAUUUUUUCAAAUUAAAAAAUUUUAAUAAAAGUAUUGAGACUAAAUUUUUAAAAGAUAGGGAAUACCAAAAGGGAGAAUAUAUGAUUGAUCAUGAGAAUCCAUAUAUUCGUGUUUAA
Hansenula ciferrii is the source of this 1197-nucleotide messenger RNA. RefSeq lists its product as uncharacterized. The record is from RefSeq and is a predicted model, not a curated record. Gene Ontology annotation, cellular component: nucleus. Gene Ontology annotation, molecular function: DNA-binding transcription factor activity. Lineage: Eukaryota; Fungi; Ascomycota; Saccharomycetes; Phaffomycetales; Wickerhamomycetaceae. The coding region runs from base 1 to 1197 and encodes 398 amino acids. The transcript has a single exon.